CGCCUCCCUGUCUGAACAGAUACUGCCUGCUGCCUGUGCAACCUGUCUGACGGGGGAAAACCACUGGUGUCAUCGGCUCCCCUUCAAGCAGGAAUUGGUAAGGACAUUUCAGAACUUCUUGGACCUCUGCAGUACAUUAUGUCAGCUAUCAAUGACACCAAAUUAAAAUCUGUAAUAUUCCUUCUCACCGGGCUACCGAGUCAUGGAGGCACUCAUCUCUGGAUUUCUAUCCCCUUCUGCUUCAUGUAUGUUAUUUCAAUAAUAGGAAAUUCAGUCAUUCUGUUCAUUGUAAAGACAGAUCCAAGCCUCCAUGAGCCCAUGUACAUUUUCCUUUCUAUGCUGGCCAUCACAGACCUUGGCAUAUCGAUAACCACCAUACCGACGAUACUGGGCAUAUACUUGUUUAACUCUAGGGAGAUCAGCCUCGACGCCUGUUUAGCCCAGCUCUUCUUCAUCCACUUGCUUCAAUACUUUGAAUCCUCUGUGCUCUUGUUGAUGGCCUUUGACCGCUUCAUUGCCAUCCAUAACCCGCUCAGAUAUGCUUCCAUCUUAACCCUGCCAAGAAUAGCCAAGAUGGGACUGGUGGCUGUGCUAAGAGCGAUGGUCUUAAUACUUCCACUUCCCUUUCUCCUGAAACGGUUCCAAUACUGUCAUGCCAAUGUCCUCUCCCAUUCCUACUGUGUGCACCAGGAGGUCAUGAACAUGGCUUGUUCCGAUAUCACAGUCACCAGUAUCUAUGGAUUGUUUACUAAACUCUUCCAGAUGGGGUUGGACUCGCUGCUCAUCUUGCUCUCUUAUGUGAUGAUCCUCAAAACAGUGCUGAGCAUUGCAUCCUACAAGGAGCGCCUGAGGGCCCUGAACACCUGCGUUUCCCACCUCUGUGCCCUCCUGGUCUUCUACACACCAGAGAUCAGUUUGUCUGUGAUACACAGAUUUGGGAAGGGCUCUUCUCCCUUACUUCAGAUUCUCCUGGGAUACAUGUCCCUGCUUCUCCCGCCACUGAUGAACCCAAUUGUGUACAGCGUGAAAAGCAAACACCUUCGUGUGAGGAUAAUCAGGGUGUUUAUCAAGUGA
Molecule: messenger RNA, 1074 nt
Organism: Mauremys reevesii (Reeves's turtle)
Lineage: Eukaryota; Metazoa; Chordata; Testudines; Geoemydidae
Product: olfactory receptor 51G2-like
Exons: 2
Coding region: 139-1074 (311 amino acids)
Biological process (GO): G protein-coupled receptor signaling pathway
Cellular component (GO): membrane
Molecular function (GO): olfactory receptor activity; G protein-coupled receptor activity
Source: RefSeq, a predicted model, not a curated record